Perca flavescens (yellow perch) is the source of this 3364-nucleotide messenger RNA. It is a transcript of the gene zranb1b, whose product is annotated as zinc finger, RAN-binding domain containing 1b. Gene Ontology annotation, molecular function: K63-linked polyubiquitin modification-dependent protein binding; cysteine-type deubiquitinase activity. Bases 990 to 3224 code for a protein of 744 amino acids. The record is from RefSeq and is a predicted model, not a curated record. Gene Ontology annotation, cellular component: cytoplasm; nucleus. Gene Ontology annotation, biological process: protein K33-linked deubiquitination; cytoskeleton organization; cell migration. The transcript has 10 exons. Lineage: Eukaryota; Metazoa; Chordata; Actinopteri; Perciformes; Percidae.
AUUCUCUUAUUUUUGAACAUGUAUUUUGCAGGUUAUAGCAUAGAAUGACUGGAAACCAUUUUUUGUUUAGCGUUCUCCAAAAAACAUAUCUUAUUCAUUUAUUUUGGAUGUGUAUUUCUAUGCGCAAAACUUACUGGUGUUUGUUUCAAUGACCUCACAUUCAAGUGUGACGGGCUUUCUUGUAAACAAGAGUUGCAUCAGUGCAUCCCAUUUUUUUGCAGGUGAACAAAUUACUGGGUAAAGUAUUAAUUAUGGUGCAAAUAAAUUUUUGGCUUCGGAGUGUGUAGACGCCAAGCGCCCGUCAGUAAUAACAAUUGAGCGCUGAGAACUUGCUCAAGCUGUCAUGCAUUACUGCAGACUGCUUGCUGCAGUAUUUUUACGAUGACAUCAUCCCCUUAUCCCGUUUGAGGGGAUACCACGUGGUUGCUUGCCAAAGAUGCAACAAAUUGCGAUGCACAAUUAAAAACAAACAUAUUUUUACUGUAACUAACUGGACCCAUCGCCUAAAUGAAAAUCCUCUCUAAACGGAAAUCUGCCGUCGCUAUUACUGUUACAUUCGAGCCUGUUUUGCUUUCACGAAGCCUUUUAACAGUUGGAAUGAAGACCUAGUAUGUGAUUGGUCAGUGUCAAGGGAUACAUAAAAAUCCACCAAUCAGAUUGGUUGGCAGAUUCAGGUGGUAAACCCUGAUCCUGCCUCUGACUGUAACGGCCCAGAGAGCUCUCUGCUCUCCCUCGUAGUGUAUUUUUUAGUCCUGCUUCGGUUGCUUCCCUUCCCCUGUGCCGCCAUUAAAGCCCGUCAGCUUGGUGUUUGGGAAUCGGGGAAAAGGAUGAAAAUGAUUUAAAGCGUCAAAGCAGACGGCCGAGGGACGGGACUAGGGGGGGUUCUUGCUCCGCGUGUACAGCUUGCUGUGUGAUCUCCUUAAGAGUGGAUCUGCCAAGCUGAGAACCCCUCUGAACGGCAGGAAGCCUCCCUCUGCGGUGGUGCGACGAUGACCGAGCUGGUUGCCAAGUGGGCCUGUGAAUACUGCACAUACGAGAACUGGCCGUCAGCCAUCAAGUGCACCAUGUGCCGCGCUCAGAGGCCCAGUGGGGGUGCCAUCAUUACUGAGGAGCCCUUCAAGAGCAGCCCAGCUCUGGAUGCCAGUCUGCACCAGUGGGACCCUGCAGGCCUCAGCAACAGCCCAACCCAGGGGGGCUCCAGCUUACUUAUUUGUCCAGACUCCAGUGCCCGACCCCGUGUACGCAUUGCUGAUGUACCUGAGACUAGUAGCAAGUGGUCGUGCCAGAUGUGCACCUACUUGAACUGGCCUCGGGCCAUCCGUUGCACCCAGUGCUUGUGCCAGAGGCAACAGGCUCAACAACAACAGCAUGGGCAACAUGCAUCCCAUCAGGGACAUCAUACCCAGCAGCCACGCAGCCCCACAGAAUCACCCCAGACCUCAGGCUCUGGAUGCCGCCUGGCUUCCCCGGCCACCACUACAGACCCCUGUGAGGAAUAUAAUGACCGUAACAGGCUCAACACUCAUGCACAACACUGGACCUGCACUGCCUGCACUUACGAGAACUGGGCCAAGGCACUCAAGUGUGUGGUGUGCGACCAUCCCAGGCCAAAUAGUCUGCUAGCAGAACCCAUCGAGCUGGCAUCAGAACCUGAGAGUGUUGUUGGCCAUGUGGUUGGGCAAGGAGUAGGGAGUGUGCUAAGUGGGGUGGUGGGUUGUAGCAGCAGCCAAAGGAGGUCACCCCCGACCUCAAAACGGGAGUCAGAGGUGAACAUGGACUUUCAGAGGAUUGAACUGGCAUCAGGGGCUGGGAUUGGGAGCAAAGAGGAGCUGGAAGUGGAUUUCAAAAAACUGAAGCAGAUUAAGAACAGAAUGAGAAGGACUGAUUGGCUGUUCCUCAAUGCCUGUGUUGGUGUUGUGGAAGGUGACCUGGCAGCUGUGGAGGCCUACAAGUCAUCGGGAGGUGACAUCGCACGACAGCUAACAUCAGACGAGGUGCGCCUAUUAAAUCGGCCCUCAGCAUUUGAUGAUGGCUUCACGCUGGUUCACCUAGCCAUCCGCUUCCAGAGACAGGACAUGCUGGCUGUGUUACUUACAGAGGUGUCCCAACAGGCAGCCAAGUGUAUUCCAGCCAUGGUGUGUCCUGAGCUAACGGAGCAGAUCCGUCGUGAGGUGGCAGCCUCUCUCCACCAGCGCAAAGGAGACUUCACCUGCUAUUUCCUCACUGACUUGGUGACCUUCACCCUGCCUGCAGACAUUGAGGACUUGCCCCCAGCAGUUCAGGAGAAACUGUUUGAUGAGGUGCUGGACCGAGACGUACAAAAAGAACUGGAAGAGGAGUCUCCCAUCAUUAACUGGUCCCUGGAACUUGGGACCAGGUUGGACAGUAGAUUGUACGCCCUGUGGAAUCGCACGGCUGGGGACUGUCUCCUCGACUCUGUGCUGCAGGCUACAUGGGGCAUCUAUGACAAAGACUCAGUGCUCCGCAAGACCCUCCACGACAGCCUGCAUGACUGUUCUCAUUGGUUUUACACACGCUGGAAGGAGUGGGAGUCUUGGUAUUCCCAGAGCUUCGGCCUGCACUUUUCGCUUCGGGAGGAACAGUGGCAAGAAGACUGGGCUUUCAUCCUUUCCCUGGCUAGUCAGCCAGGAUCCAGCUUGGAGCAGACCCACAUUUUUGUUCUUGCACACAUACUUCGUAGGCCUAUUAUCGUCUAUGGAGUGAAGUAUUACAAAAGUUUCCGUGGAGAAACGCUUGGGUACACCCGUUUUCAAGGGGUGUACUUGCCCCUUUUGUGGGAGCAGAGUUUCUGCUGGAAGAGCCCCAUCGCUCUGGGCUACACGCGGGGCCACUUCUCAGCGCUGGUGGCCAUGGAGAACGACGGGUUUGACAAUCGUGGCGCGGGCGCCAACCUCAACACAGACGACGACGUGACCGUCACAUUCCUGCCGCUAGUGGACAGCGAAAGGAAGCUGCUUCACAUUCACUUCCUGUCUGCACAGGAAAUGGGUAACGAAGAGCAACAGGAGAAGCUGCUGCGGGAGUGGUUGGACUGCUGUGUAACGGAGGGCGGGGUUUUGGUUUCUCUUCAGAAAAGCUCCCGCCGCCGCAACCACCCACUCGUCACCCAGAUGGUGGAGAAGUGGCUAGACGGCUACCGGCAGAUCCGCCCCUGCGCCUCUUUGUCCGACGGCGAAGAGGAGGAAGACGACGACGACGAGUGACAGAAGCGGGGCGGGAGGCUGUCUGCGGGGGGGGCAGGACUCCUCUCUCUUACAGUUCUCUUUUAAUUCUGUUUUCCUUUCCCGACACGGACAAACUGUGAAAGCCUUCGGGAGAGAACAGGGAACCCACGAACCCCCAC